Castor canadensis (American beaver) is the source of this 3405-nucleotide messenger RNA. RefSeq names its product fat storage inducing transmembrane protein 2 (gene Fitm2). Gene Ontology annotation, cellular component: endoplasmic reticulum membrane. The record is from RefSeq and is a predicted model, not a curated record. Gene Ontology annotation, biological process: lipid droplet organization; lipid storage; phospholipid biosynthetic process. Lineage: Eukaryota; Metazoa; Chordata; Mammalia; Rodentia; Castoridae. Gene Ontology annotation, molecular function: coenzyme A diphosphatase activity.
CGCGCGGGCGAAGGACUAGACGGUGGCCGAGAGGGCGCCCGGAGGUGGACGGUGGCCGACGAGGUUCGGCAUGGAGCAUCUGGAGCGCUGCGCGUGGUUCCUCCGCGGGACGCUGGCGCGGGCGGCCGUGCGGCGGUACCUGCCCUGGGUGCUGGCGGCCUCCAUGCUGGCGGGCUCGGUCCUCAAGGAGCUGUCCCCGCUGCCCGAGAGCUACCUGAGCAACAAGCGCAACGUCCUCAACGUGUACUUUGUCAAAAUGGCCUGGGCCUGGACGUUCUGUCUCCUCCUCCCUUUCAUUGCCCUCACCAACUACCACCUGACAGGCAAGGCUGGCCUGGUUCUGCGGCGGCUGAGCACCCUGCUCGUGGGCACAGCCAUCUGGUAUGUCUGCACGGCCCUCUUCUCCAACAUCGAACAUUACACAGGCAGCUGCUACCAGUCACCCACGCUAGAGGGGGUCCGAAAGGAGCACCAAAGCAAGCAGCAGUGCCACCGGGAAGGGGGCUUCUGGUAUGGCUUUGACAUCUCAGGCCAUUGCUUCCUCCUGACCUUCUGCGCCCUCAUGAUCGUGGAGGAGAUGGCUGUGCUGCAUGAGGUGAAGACAGACCGGAGCCAUCACCUCCACACUGCCAUCACCACCCUGGUCAUCGCUCUGGGCUUCCUGACCUUCAUUUGGGUGUUGAUGUUUCUGUGCACAGCCGUUUACUUCCAUGACUUGUCCCAGAAAGUGUUUGGUACCUUGUUUGGUUUGCUGGGCUGGUAUGGGACAUAUGGGUGUUGGUAUCUGAAAUCAUUCUCCCCAGGACUUCCUCCACAGAGCUCUAGUUUGAAGCAAGACAGUUAUAAGAAAUAAAAGAGAAACAAGGGGGAGAAGUAGGACAGUGGCUAAUCUGUCUUCUACAGAUUUUGUUUAGUUACUGGCUGAAUUACCCCACUUCAGAGAAGAAGCUUUGCAGGCAGUUUUGGGGUGGGUAGAGUCUGGGGAGCAAGUUCUCAGACUUCUUGGUGACAUCACCUAUGUCCUAAAUAGCACUGUUCCUAUCAGGCACUUUAGGACUUGACCCUUUGUCCCUAGAGGGAAGCAAUAAGGCUCAGCUAAGUGACAGAAUCCAGAAAGCCUCUGUCUGGUCCAUCCGUUGUGAGGCCAGAGCCGCAGGACUCCUCUGCUGCUGUCUCCCUGGUUCUAGUUCUCUUCAUUUUAGUGACUGUCAUUGCUGAGAUUUUGACAGCAUUUCCCCCUGGUUGAUUUUGCAUAAGUGUUUAUUUACAACAGGGUUCUUUAUGAAACACCCAGAUGCCUGAGAGACAUUCUCUGGUUGUAUCUGUUUCCUCUGAGGAAUGUUGAAUAUUUGUACCUGGCUGUGAUCAGCCUCCCCAACGGCCGUUAAACUGCGGUGCCUGGAUGAUUUUUAUGUAAUGAACAAUAAUUUUGUGUUCAUAGUCGAUUGUUAUAUGUUGGUUUUUGGAGCAAUAAGCUUACUCUUUCUUUCUCUUCUAAUGUCAGUGAAUGCUUUAGAGUUUUUAAUAACAACGAUGGCUUUGUUCUUUAUCAACAAAACUCCUGAAGUCACUCACAGUUUUAAGGCUACACUUUGGCCCAUGUAGAUUGUUUUGAGGUUUUUUUUUUUUUUAAGAACACUAAUUUGUUUUUACAAACCAAACUCUUGGCUUAUAGUAUUAAAUUCCACCUUGUGGGGUUUCCUCUGUUAAGAAUAAACCUGGAAAGCAGGCAUUUUAAUAAUUUGAUGUAUUUUGCAAAAUGUGUAUUUGUGCCGGAGCUUUCCUGACCAUGUGUCAGUGGUAUAGACUGUACAGUCAUAUGAUACGUGCAUUGGUCACUGUGCAGUGGCCCAAGGCAUUUUUAUUAUUGGACAAGAUUAUGAUAGUUUAGAAGUGAAGUAAAAUGUCUCCCUCUGAAGCAAGAAGCCAGCCUAUUUGCAAAGACAGGUGGCGUGACCUUGGCCCCACCUCCUCCUACUUGUAUCAUCCACAGAGCAACACAAAACUUGGGCCUGUUCACUGGCCUUGAACUCAGUUCACCUUUCUUUCCUCCUUGCAGCACUUCCCAGGCACCAACCCUGUUCUGUGCCUUUGCUAAGAAUCCUGAGAAGGGAUAGAUGUUUGUCACCUCCAUCCCACAACACACAGUUCCCCUCUCCGCUCCCAGACUUUCUCCUAUGAAGCUGCUUUGAUGUCUUUUUCCCAGUGGGGCCAGAUAAUAGCAUUGACUAAUAAGCUCUACACUUGACUGACUCGACCCAAGCUUAGCUUGUUAGGAGCUGAGCAUAUCUUCAGGGUAAAUCUUUUUAUAUAUGAAGAUAUUUAAAAUAUGUAUUUCAUAUCCUAUUGAGCUGCAGUCAACUUUAAAGUUGAUUAAAAGGUAAGGCAAUGGCUGUCAUUAUGGUGCUUUGGCAAGAUGUGACAGGUUAACAUAGAGGAUAUGUCACCCCUAGAGUUUUCCACCCAUACCCUGGGAGGUGGGACUGGUACAGAUGGCAGGGGCUUGUCACAGGGUUGAAGUCUCUGUUUCAUGUUCUUGUCACAGGGGUUGAAGUCUGUGUUUCAUGUUCAGCACCAAAAGGGAACAGGCACAGUUCUGUCCAGAAGUUCAUUUGUCACACUUCAGUCUGCAGACAUUUUUCUCAUGUGGUCUGAUCCAGGCGUAACACUAAAUUGAUCCUAUGGGAGCUGUCAGUUACCCUACCCAGCCUGUGUAUGGAUGGGGCUUCCACCACUUGCUCACUUUUGGUGCCUCCCCCCACACCUUUUUCCUCCACGGUGCUGGGGAUGGAGCCCAGCAUCUCACGCAUUCUGGGCAAGCCCUCUACCCCUGAGCUAUAUCCCUAGUCCCCUCAGCCCCCUUGCCUUCUCAGGAGCAUGCACUCCCUCACAUGUGAGACGGCAUGGCAUGAAUGAUAGGAUGCAGGCUUGCGUUGUACCACUCCCAAUGGCCAUGCGACCAUGUGGGCAACCUUGUCUUCCUCAUCUGUAAGGUGCAGGUGAUACUGUUAGGAUUCGAGGAAGGGAUGCGUAUUAAAGUGCUGACCAUAUGUGCUUAGUAGGCAAUUAGCUCCCCACCUCCUUUCUCUUGACAACUUUGGAAUGUUCUAGCUUCUCCAGAGAAGGCAGAGAAACUAACAUCUCUUGGGGGUCACUUGGAGUCUGGAUCACCCAUUGUAAUCGUCUCAUAUCAUCUUGUGAAAAGUGUCUGUUGUCCCCAGGAGCUGAACACAAGGCUCUGGGGGCAUCUGAGGGCGGAGUCCUGCCGUGAGUAUUUUGCCUCUGUGGAGGUCUCUCACUCAUUUCCAUGUGCAUCUGUCAUCGUCUGAGUACCAGAUUGUAUUUAGAGAAUGGCUUUUGCCACUGUUAUGUAUACACAGAUCCUGUGUGUAAACAAGCAAAUUA